Auanema sp. JU1783 is the source of this 1287-nucleotide messenger RNA. NCBI's taxonomy places the organism in Eukaryota, Metazoa, Nematoda, Chromadorea, Rhabditida, Rhabditidae. The record is from the annotation of a GenBank genome assembly.
AUGAUGCAACAAACACUGGAACAGCUUGAAACUGCUGAUUCUAAUACAUCAGCAUGGCUUCUAGAAAAGAAGCUUGAUUUAUCACCUAAACUAAUGGCAGUCUCACCAUCACAGAGUACAGUAUACAGUACAAGUAGCCGUGCAUCUGAAAAUACAAACACUUCAACGACAAAAUCUAUAAAUGAAUAUCCGGAUAUUGUUGCUCACACGGAUUUGGAUUGUACAAUACUGAUUGAUGGUACAACAUGGAAAGAAGUUUUAAGUCGUUGUAGAAAUUUGGAAAACAAAAAAAGGCUUAUUGAGAACAUUAUAGAACAGUUGGUUUCCGUUCGUGAACGUUUAACUUCCGACUGUUCUUCACAUUUCGAAAAUGAAAAUUUUCCGGAUCAUGUAGCUCUCCAGCAGCUGAAAGAGAACGAUAAAAAGCUGGAUUUUGGAUUCAACGACAAUAUUUUGAGCUCCAAUCAAUACUUAACUUACAUGAAUUCGUUAAAACAGUCAGCUUAUGAUAAUCUGUUCAACAACAAUCUAAUGACACCAGCUCCAAACUUACCUUUAAUUCAGCAUUUGAUGAUGAUAGCAGUUCAAAAUCAAUUGAAGGCUGCUGCUGCGAUGGGUGAAGCUGAGAAAAACUCAAGCGAAACGCUGUCUAGAGCGUCCCCAGAUAUUAUCUCUGAGCCAAAUUCAAAUCGAAUCAAAACAGAAAACCUCUCAAUCAACAGGAAAAUUACAAAUCGUAACUGUGAAGAUCAAAACUUAAGAAAAGAAGAAUUGGAAAAUCAUGAACAAUCAGAUAAAGAUCUUAAACCAAAUGAUUGUUCCAAUCAGUCACAGGAUCCAGUUGUGAGGUCUACCGUCAUCAAGAAUGAAAAACCAAAUGUGCACAUAAAACGACCAAUGAACGCUUUCAUGGUUUGGGCUCGCGAUGAACGCCGUCGAAUUUUAAAAUCCUGUCCCGAUAUGCAUAACAGUAGCAUCAGCAAAAUUCUUGGUUCUCGUUGGAAAGGGAUGAGUAAUCAGGAGAAGCAACCUUUCUAUGAAGAGCAAUCCCGGUUAAGCAAGUUACACAUGGAACAGCAUCCCGAUUAUCGUUACAGACCACGACCAAAAAAAACCUGUACGAUCAAUGGUAAAAGAGUUCGUUUAGAAGAUGUUCGAACUAAAAUUAAGAAGGAAAAACUGUGGUUGAAAGAGCCUCUUCUUUUAAUGCCUUCUAUUAAUCAGGCUGCUCUUGAGCUUUCUUCGUUCUGGGAAGCUAGUUGUUCAACGAAAGGAAAGAACUGGUAG